Messenger RNA from Phytophthora sojae, 3548 nucleotides. RefSeq lists its product as hypothetical. Lineage: Eukaryota; Oomycota; Peronosporomycetes; Peronosporales; Peronosporaceae. The record is from RefSeq and is a predicted model, not a curated record. The transcript is spliced from 4 exons. Gene Ontology annotation, molecular function: oxidoreductase activity, acting on single donors with incorporation of molecular oxygen, incorporation of two atoms of oxygen. The coding region runs from base 1711 to 3177 and encodes 488 amino acids.
UACGGUGUCGAGAGGAACGACGAGUUCAUGCCUCAUGUGAGGUAAGCUUAGCUGGUCGAUUCGAGCGUCGAGCCGCUCAACUUUGCUUGAAGAAGCCCCGGCAUUUCGAAGCCACGAAUCGAGGAUGCCGGGCGCGGGAAAUUAGCACGAUCGCCUGACGAAGAGUGCUACUGGCGUGUGCAGUUUCAUCUACGGAGAUCUCACCAGUGCGGCGCGCGCGGAGCUGGCAAAAGAAUUACGGCCGAGCCUCGCUGGGCGGAGGGUCAAGGUGAGUUUGCCGUGGUUGUUGCUGGAAGUGUCUGCUGGUGUUAGACCAUGGAUCUCGGUGCGAGCUGAUCGAUUUCACUGUCGUCCGGCAGAUGGAGAAGCUGCAGCUGUGGCGCACGCUCGGGCCGGUCGAGACGUGGGAAGUCGUGGCCGAGGCCGAGCUUGCUUGACCUGGUUGCCCCUCGAAUUAGGCUAAAACCGCGGUUUUAGAGAAUAAUUCGGGGGACAAUUAUCAGCCUUUUUUAAAGCACAAAGAAUGAGCGCCGGCCAAUUUCAUUUCACGUCUGAUCUCAUGAUAACCGGCUGCGAAAAUGGGCCUCAAAAGUGGGCGGAAACUCGAGCCAAAAGUGCUCAAUACACUGCCGACACCUCCAGGCUCCGUAACAGCCCCGAAACGUGCCGAUUUUGCGCCGCAACCUAGCUGCCAGCACGGCGGGCAUUGGAAUGGCGCUCGAUCAUGUCUUUAUGGCCGUCCUUGUCUUUAUGCCCCGACAGAGACACGAUGAAUGCGUGUGGACCACAACGCGAGCAAAUCUCUUCUUCGCUGAAAGCGUCGAGCUCGAGUCGGCGGCUUCAAGCCGCCAUCAUACAUGUAUCGCCGGCAAGCGAAGUCAAUACUGUCCGCCGCUGUAUCGUCGGCAAGAGGGCUGCUUUUACGAUACGCUGGUUUGACAUUGCCGGUGACCGCGACGUCGUCGCCAAACCUGCCCAUUUAACUUGGCAAAAAGUUCACGAACGCCAGAGCUCUCAACAUCCGCUCCAAACGACUGCAAAACCGAAUGCACUUCAGUAAUACAUAUCUUGUUUCUGCCAUUUAAACAACGCUGGGCUGCAAACGUACCUGUCAAUACGAAUAUACAUUCAUCAAUCUAUUCACCAGCCGGUGGCUGGCCGCCGUCUGUUUGGAAAUGACGUCGCCAUUUCCGGGUCCCAGCUGCGAACCGGCGACUAUGAAAAAGGCUGACAUUUCUGGGGGCUAUACCACCUUGUUUUGGCCGCCGUUUACGGCCAACCUCACCCUCUUUUGGUUACUGUCUCAACUGUUUUGGCGGCGUGUCUUGCAGUCGAGGUGUGCGUUUCUUUCCGCAUCGCGUGUCCAUGGGCAUUGGCAACCCAUACUUUCCCUAGCUCCGCCAAGCUUCCCCCCCCCUCGGUAAGUAAGUCUUUUAGACGCGUAGCUAAAGCGAUCUCCCUCGCAUGCUUCCGGCUGGCGCAGCGCCUGCCUGCACUCUCUAAAAAGCGCAGUCGUUGCCCACCCGCGCCCAUCAAAGCGAGCGCGCCGUGGCGCUGCCUUCAUCACUAGAGGCUCGCCUCAGUGUCGUGGCGUUCCAUCGUGUGUGAACGCUGGCUGCCACUAAGAAGCGCAAGCGCCCAGAGGGCACGCGCCUCGUGGUCGCCGUGGACGAGGGGAGGAGGCCGCAGCUCACGACCUCUCCGCUCACCAUGGCCAAGUCUCACGCUCUCUCUGACCCCUCUGCCAACAGCAGCGAGUCUAUCGCCACCCGCGCCGUCCAGUCCAAGCUCAGCGCCAGCUCCAGCCCCAGCAGAAAGCACAAGGAGGACGUCGGCAAGCUCGUCUACUGCUUCCUGCGCGAGUAUCCCAGUCCUUCGACCUCCAGCUCGAGUUCGACCUCGACCCCCACAGAGCCGACCCACUCGUCAUCCCCUGGAGGAUUCCCGCUCGCUAGAGAGCCGCACCCAGAGCCCGCCACCGCCUACGACCCCAGCCACCACUACAGCGGCCUCGUCAGGCGACCCGCCCACCAGCUCCAGCUUCGCCAGAGACCAAGACACCACCGUCACGUCAUGCCGCGACAGAAAGAUACCAAGCGCAUCGACCCCACGCGCGCGCGCAACCCGGGUGACCCGGUCGCGGACGCCGAGCCGCACAAUGUGUUCAAAGUGAGCGGCAGCCCCAUAAUAAGCCCCCGAUCCAUCCGCCACUGUCUCGAGGAGCCCGAGUACGGGCUCGACGGCAAGCCGCGGAAGCUCUCGAACGGCGGCGUGUCGCUGCCCAACCCGCCGCUCUCCAAGGAGGACGCGCUCGUGGCCGCUGCAGCCGCGGCGGUCCAGGCCAAGGAGGCGCAGAAGGCGCUGGAGGCCGAACAGGCAGCCAACGCCAGCUUACAGGGACUCUCGGGCGUGCAGCUCGUCGUGCACCAGAUGCUCGCCACGCACAACCACACGCUGACGCAGCUUGGCGUCGAGCGCGCCGAGUUCCCCAACACCAGGUUGUCGCUGAAGCAGGUCGAGACGAUGCUGAGCCCCGUGGUGGCGCUGUGCAACGCGCUGCGAGCAGACCACUUCGGCAUCCACGUGCCGACCCCGCAGAUCGCCAACACGAUGAGCGACGUGCACUACUGGAAGCUCUGGGAGAGUGACACCAUUGAUAUUGGUAUCUUCUUCAUGCCGCCGAACAGCACCAUCCCGCUGCACAACCACCCAGGCAUGAGCGUCGUCACGAGAGUAUUGUACGGUGCUGCGAAAGUGACGUCGUACGAUGUUGUCUCCGAUACCGAGAUUCACACGCUGGAAACAGGAGAUGAGAUCACCUACGAUGGCACCACCUUCACCUCCGACGCAAUCAACCCUGCAGAAGGCUCAGUCUCGUGGGCGCGCGUGAGUCGUCAGGGUCAAUAUGGCGCGGACACCACCACGUGGCUGGACCCUCGUCGUUUCAACCUGCACAACAUCCAGGCUAGCUCUGACAUUGGUUGCGCGAUGCUGGACAUUAUGGUGCCUCCUUAUGAUAAUGCUAACCGCGAUUGCCAUCACUUCAAGAUUUUGGGGCAAAAAAUGGUGGGCAACGAGCGUCUUGUGAAAAUGCUGGAGUGCAUCAAGCCCGACAACCACAUGGAACCCCCUACCUCGAACGGCACGGCGAAUUCGUCGCCGACGUCCUCGCAGUGAGCUCUGCGUCGUGGUCGUUAGUCUGGUUCACGCAGUUCCUGAAGCUGCGUCCUGCCACCAAGUCGACUGGCAGGGACCUACUUCUGCUCGGCUGUUUGCGACGUGCAAGUGGCGAAGACGUCAAUGGAUGGGAAGAGCCAAGAAAUGGGUGGUGUGUUAGAUGUCGAGCAGCAGCAGAUCAAAGCAAGCGGCGCGCGUCAGUUGAACGAACGUCCAAGGCGUAUUGAUAUUAUUAUUAUUGGCUUUGGUCUGGAGAACUCUCGUUGUUGUUGUUGUCAUCCCACCUCGUAGCAAGUAGUAGAGCUGAGGAAGCGAUGAAUGGGAGAAAGCAAAGCGAGCCAAACCAAAAGAACCAAUUAAGCGUGUGAAAU